AGUUAAGUUAAAGGUUGUUCGCUUCGAAAAAGAUUGAUCGGGCUUGUUUGCAGUUUUCAGCUUUAAAUUUAAUUAUUUCGCAGAAUGUCUGACGAAGAAGUUAUCAAACGCCGGCUGCAGAUCGAUGGGGAUGGUACCGGUGAUGAUAGACGCUUAAACGACUUGUUGAAAACAUUCAUUAAAUGGUGCAAUUCAAAUGAUGCUCCCGAGAACAGUCAAACGGUCUACGAUCGAUUGCUCGCCCAGCUAGCGCAGUGCGAAUUCGACAUGAAAAAGUCCGACUUCUAUGCCAACGUUAUGCAGCAGGAGCUGAAAAACUACGCCGCCAUCUCGGAGGCCAUUGAGCAGAACAUCGAAACGGCCAAAGCUCAAAUUGUCCAGAGUAAGCAGAACCUGGUGCUGGCGAAAAAGAUCCGAAAGAACCGUAUGGAGUAUGAUGUCCUGGCGAAGAUUAUCAACCAACAGCCUGAUCGGAAGAAGACCAUGCAAGAGCUAGAAUCUUUGAAGCAGGAGAUGGACCAGUUGAAGGAAAGCAAGGCGGAUUUGGAAAGAAAACUGGGAUCUAAAAAGAAGGACUUUACCGUGUUGAUGCGCUCGAUCGUUGAACUGCAGAACAAAUUAGACCCAUCGAUGUCGGUUACGAAUUCCGCUUCGUGUGAUGAGGAGGUGACAGAUGUUGGGGAGAACGCUAUGGACGAGAAAAUGAUCUGCGAUGAGCCAAUGCUACAAGAGGAGGAAGACGAUGGGGCAAGCUCGGAUAAUGAUGAAGUGAUACUUUCGUCGCCGGAAAAACUUACGUGAACUGUGCUUUCGAACGUAUCUUGGAUUUUAUAAAAUAUAAGAAUUCAUACA
Molecule: messenger RNA, 852 nt
Organism: Anopheles coustani
Lineage: Eukaryota; Metazoa; Arthropoda; Insecta; Diptera; Culicidae
Gene: thoc7
Product: THO complex subunit 7 homolog
Exons: 3
Coding region: 85-801 (238 amino acids)
Biological process (GO): mRNA processing
Cellular component (GO): THO complex part of transcription export complex
Source: RefSeq, a predicted model, not a curated record